This is a messenger RNA of Caenorhabditis sp. 36 PRJEB53466, 2227 nucleotides long. NCBI's taxonomy places the organism in Eukaryota, Metazoa, Nematoda, Chromadorea, Rhabditida, Rhabditidae. The record is from the annotation of a GenBank genome assembly.
AUGGUCUCCCGUUGCGUGCUGUUCUCGCUGAUCGCGUGCUCCGUCGCCAGCUUCCAACCGCCCCAGUACCGAGUUUUCGAUCCGUACUACCUUUACAAUUCGCAAGGACAGCAGAACGGAGGAGGAUACCCAAUUGUGCCGAGACCAGAUACAUCCGGAUAUGUCCUGCCAGCAGGACAAGUACAAACCGCCACAGGAGCUCUGAUCAGACAGGACAAGAACGGAUCGAUUCAGGUGGUACUCAAGGACGGAAGGAUUGUUGUGAGUUUUAAAUUUAUGCACAGUGGUCUCAUCCUAGUGACUAUGGUUCUACAGUAAUGGGGUUAUUCAGGCUGUGAAAAAAAUGAUUUUUUUUCCGUUUUUUCCGUUUUUUUUACGUCAAAAAACCCAAUUUAGCGGUGUAAAAAAAACGAAAAAAACGGAAAACAAACAUACGCUGAAUAGACCCAUAAUCUAAUUGAAAGAUAUCUUACACUAAAGAGUAAUAGUCGACUUUGCAAAACUUACAGUAUAAUUUCCCAUUCAGCAAACCAUCAGACUCACAAUUACUCCUCCCACUUCCAGAACUGCCGUGUAUGCCGUCUGUGCUGCAUCGGCGCCGUCACAGUGGCCUCGUACCCAGACGGAUACCCGACCACUUUCCCCUCUCCACAAAAACCCUCUUUCCCAACUGACGCUCCGACUAUCGCUCCACCCGUAGCCACAACCCCAGGAGGACAGAACCCGAACCCGAACCCAACACCAAACCCGAACCCGAACCCAACAGGACCAUACUGGCAAUAUCAGACAGCUCCACCAGCUCCACAGCCAUGGCCGCCAGUCCCACCGUAAGUUUGUGUGUGUUUGUUUAGCGGAAAAUAUAAGUUUCAGAAGUCCGAACCAGUACCAGACUGCUCCACAGCCGUGGCCAACUGUUGCAUACCCAACCACGACUGGAGUUCCACCACAGCCACAGCCACAGCCACAGCCACAGCCACAGCCACAGCCACAGCCACAGCCACAGCCACAGCCACAGCCACAGCCACAGCCACAGCCACAGCCACAGCCACAACCACAGCCACAGCCACAACCCCAACCGCAACCGCAACCGCAACCGCAACCACAACCGCAACCACAACCAUGCGAGGUCCAAACAACCACCACCACCACUCAGGCUCCAAAUCCAGCGACUAGACCACCAUGGUAAGAAUAUACUGUGACAUUUUUCUAGAAAAUCAUGAUUUCAGCGUUCAAACCCCGGCGCCCACUGCUGUUCCGCCAGUGACCACGACCACCAGAGUUCCAGAACCAGGUUAGUAUUUUGUCUCUUAAGUUUGUGAACCCCUCCAUGUGUUCCUUGUGUUUCUUUGGUUCAAUCCUCAGUUCAAUUUCUCAGUUAACUCGUACGCGACCGCCCGUCCGACGACCAUCGGAUACGCAACUGUACCGCCGUCAACUAUCACCGCCUAUCGGACCGCCCCACCGAUCACCACAGGAUAUCCAACUGUUCCCCCAUCAACCACUCCGGCUGCCUAUCCAACUGCUCCCCCUCCAACCACCACAACCAUUCCCGCAUUCGUCUAUGUCACUGCCCCCAGAAAUUCUUACGUGAUUCCAGAAACUGUUGCCACGACCACAACCACCCAGGCGCCGCUCACCUACCCAAUUACUCCGGCGCCAAGGUAAGGGGCGAUAAAAAACUACGGCACCCCUCCUGAUCCUCUCGGUUUUCAGCGACACCACCUGCUACGUGGAGCUUCGUAACAUCCAGGCCAUCCUCACAGUUUGCUGCGCAACGCCUGGCUCCAGAGUACGUGACCCCAGCCCCAAAACUCGUUCGAAAAACAGUCGUUUGCAGUGUUGCUCAAACGGCUGCUCGACUCAACGCCAGAUCACCGUCUCGCUUCCGAUCCAGUACUUCAACUUCCCCACCAAGAUCACAUGCGUGAAGGCCAUCGAACUCGGAAUCAUCCGCGAAUCGGACAUCACUGGCAUCUGCAGACAGCAGCCGUGGUUCCCGGUCACCGAUGCUCCGCCGCCGCCGCCGCCGACAACAACAACAACCCGUGAUCCGAGAAUCGUGACCAUCCCGCCCAACAACAGUCCAAGCCCAGGCCAAUCCACCUACUACCCAGGCCAGUACGUGCUCCCCGGUUCCACGACACUUGCUCCGAAGAGCUCCGCCGUCUCCUCGUCGAUCAUCGGAGCAUUCUUCACCGUGCUCAUCGCCGCCGUCUUGUGCCUCUAA